AUGAAAAAAGAAGAUUCUAAAGGUGAAGGAUCUAUUGAAGCACAGACAAAGAAUAAAGCAGAGAUUAAAGAUAGAAAGAAUGAAAAAGAUGACUCCAAUGAUGAAAUGACAAGAAAAAAAGAACAGUAA
This is a messenger RNA of Dentiscutata heterogama, 129 nucleotides long. NCBI's taxonomy places the organism in Eukaryota, Fungi, Glomeromycota, Glomeromycetes, Diversisporales, Gigasporaceae. The record is from the annotation of a GenBank genome assembly.